UGGUUGGAGGGAGAUGAAAUCGGUUGCAGAACAUAUAUAUAUAUAUAUAUGCCUAAUUUGUUGGGUUCAAUAGGUUUUUGAAUUCUGCACUUAACAAUGGCGACUUCCAGAGAGCAUAUUGAGGAGAUUAGAAGAAAUAAAUUUUCCAUAGGUGGGGAAGAAAACCCCCUUACAGAAGAUCUCCAUCAUGCUGUUAAACAUCUCUCAGCAGAACUAUACACCAAGGAUGUACAUUUUCUAAUGGAACUCAUACAGAAUGCAGAAGACAAUGAGUAUGAACCUGAUGUUGAACCAUCACUGGAAUUUGUGGUAACGAGCAGAGAUGUGACUGGUGUGGGUGCCCCUGCUACCCUUUUGGUGUUUAACAAUGAGAAGGGCUUCACUCCCCGAAACAUUGAAUCCCUCUGCAGUGUUGGACGGUCCACAAAAAAGGGUAAAAGACAGGGAGGUUACAUUGGAGAGAAAGGAAUUGGAUUCAAGAGCGUUUUCUUGGUCACCAGUCAGCCUUAUAUUUUCAGCAAUGGAUACAAAAUUCGAUUCAAUGAAAUCCCUCCAUCUGAUUCUGGGGUCAAAAUUGGGUAUAUUGUUCCAGAAUGGAUCGACAAACCAAAUAUUGAAGAUCUCAAAAGGAUAUAUAGUAGUCAAUGCCAAGGUGAGCUUCCCAAUACUGCUAUAGUUCUCCCUUUACGCCCUGAGAAGGUGGAUGGUGUGGAGGAACAGCUUGCUAACAUUCAUCCAGAAGUCAUUUUGUUUAUGUCUAAAAUCAAAAGACUCUCCGUCCGUGAAGAUGGCCAAAAUCAAAAUCCCCGCGUGCAUGCAGUUUGUGUGUCCCAGGAAAUAGCAUUUCAGGAUGUGAAGAAAGAGGGAAGUGAAUCCUUUACUCUCCAUCUAUCGGCAGAGGAAAAUGGGAAAUCUAAUGCGGAAUGCAGUUAUUACAUGUGGAGGCAAAGAUUUCCAGUGAAAUCGAACAACAGGGUAGAGGAGAGAAGCGACAUUGACAAUUGGGUAAUAACACUUGCUUUUCCCCUUGAAGAUCGAGUUACCACAGGCAAUAGGGUAGGUGCUGGUGUUUAUGCCUUUCUUCCCACAGAAAUAGUCACCGACUUGCCCUUCAUAAUUCAAGCAGAUUUUUUGUUAGCAUCUUCGAGGGAAAGUAUUCUUUGGGAUAACAAGUGGAAUCAAGGGAUACUUGACUGCAUUCCCUCAGCAUUUUGUGAAGCUUUUCUCACUCUUGUGAAGAGUGUGAGAGGGGCUCCUCCCUCUGCGAGAUCCUUUUGCUUCAGAUAUCUCCCCAUUAAUACACCCUCUUAUCUGCAACUAAGACAAAUUCGAGAGGACAUCCAAGCCAAGCUCUGGACAGAAGAAGUCGUCCUAUGUGAACCUGAAAAUGCCUAUUGCAUGCCCAUUCAAGCUCGCAAGAUACUUCCAGCCUUUAGAAAAAUAUUAGAAAAAGCAACUGAAGAAGGCCUGGAAAAGCCAAUUGCUCUGUGGUCUACCGGAGUAUUCAUAAUACAUUCGUGCCUUGACGGAUCAAGUUGUCUGGAUUUCUUGCAAGUGCGCUAUGUGCCCGAUGAAUGGUACUUAACAUGUAUUCGCAGCACCCCUGGUUGGCUUGCAGAUCUAUCGGAGGAUUUAUAUGUGCAACUCCUUUGCUUCAUUGCUGAACAUUGGAACAGAGGAAUUCCAAGUUCUCUCCAACAAUUUCCUCUUUUUAAGUUUGACAAUGGCUCCAAUCGUGCGGGGUGGGCAAGUUUGUUGGAUAUAUCUUCUAAGAGAAGCAAAAUAUACAUCUCCUCGGAAGAAGGAGAUAUUGCAUGGUUGGUGAGGUGGAAUAAAGUGCUGGGAAGUGCUCCACGUUACAAAUUCAUGCCAAAUGCAACACAGAUGGCCAUGAAGAAUUUGAGCUAUUAUGAGCAGUCAAGAUUGCGGGAGUGGCUAGAUCGAUAUGCUAAGAUUACCUAUCUUUCUGUUUCAAGUUUUAGUAAACAGCUUUUGGAAGAUGUUAAGGCAUCGAGAAGUAAGGAAUUCAUAAUCCGUGUGGCGCAGUUUUUGCAUUUCUCUUCUGUCAAUGGUUACAUGGAUUCAAUACAGAUGCACAGUUUGUGCAAGGAAUUGCCCGUAGUUAGUGAUUUGGGAUCCAUAGUAAGUAGUUGCAAAGCCAAACUUGUGCCUGCAUCUAUGGGCAAGUGGCAUAAGCUAACAGGAGGCAAUCCAUGGGCUGCAGAAGGGAUUGUUGCACUGUCACCUGCUUACAUGAAAGCAAAUGCCAGUGGACUGAGGGGGGAAAGGGAAGAGGAUCUUGAGUUGUUUAUGAGAAAUGGGCUUGGAGCAGUGGACGUUCCCAAGCUAAAACCCCCUAAUGCUCCAUUGCCUGCACUCUCCUCUCCCAUCAGCGAAGAUCAAGUUGUUCUGCUUUUAUAG
Cryptomeria japonica (Japanese cedar) is the source of this 2421-nucleotide messenger RNA. RefSeq lists its product as uncharacterized. The transcript has 3 exons. The coding region runs from base 97 to 2421 and encodes 774 amino acids. Lineage: Eukaryota; Viridiplantae; Streptophyta; Pinopsida; Cupressales; Cupressaceae. The record is from RefSeq and is a predicted model, not a curated record.